Cydia pomonella (codling moth) is the source of this 3955-nucleotide messenger RNA. RefSeq lists its product as uncharacterized. The coding region runs from base 1130 to 3916 and encodes 928 amino acids. The record is from RefSeq and is a predicted model, not a curated record. The transcript has 10 exons. NCBI's taxonomy places the organism in Eukaryota, Metazoa, Arthropoda, Insecta, Lepidoptera, Tortricidae.
AAUAGGCCCUUGAAAUAGACGAAUUUGAGAGACGAUAUUGUUAAAUGAAACAGUCAUCCACAGGAACCUUGAGUAAUAAUCCCUUAUCUGAAAGGGAACUUUCUAAGAGGAAACUUGGAUAAGAAUUUACUCAUGAAAGUUUCCAGAAAUUUUGAAAAUUUGGAGAACGGUCAGCAACUUCCACAUUGCUACUACAAUGCAACACCUCAUCGACAAGGAUUUUACCGGAUCCCUUUGUUUGGCAUAAUUAUUGAAAGUCAUAAUGUAAUGAUAGUCAUAUUAUCAUUAGUCAUAACUCUGAAACCGUUAACUUUUCAGAAAUAUCCUUAGGUUAUCCUAUAGGUUAGGUUAGGUUUGUUUCAUGGCAACCUGAAAAGGUACGGAUUUCUGAGAAAAUGCAAAUUAUGGCUAACGAAAAUGCGGACAAACAAUGCAUUAUGACUAGACGUAGAGAUUUUCCUAGCACGAACAAGGCAACGCAACAGACUUCCUUCCGAUAUUUAGUUUAUCGAUAUAUUGUAUUAUCGAUUUCUUAUAACUGUCAUAAUGUCUUAAACAAAUGUGGCAUGUUUGGAAAUAAAUGAACAAGAAUUACGAAACUAUCAAUUUAUUAUUACUUUACCUACAUACCUCAUAUUUAAAUGAAAAUCUAUGACACACAAAUAUACCAAGAUUGCCCUCCAAAUAGAUAUCGCACAAUAAAACCACCAUCCAGGUCCUUUUACAUGAUUCUAGAAGAAAUCUAUCAUUUUUUUAACAUAUUUUCGGACGUCAAAGUGCUUUGAGUCUUUGAAAAAAUCCACUUUUAUUGACUAAAAGAUUUUUCAACUUCCACUGCUGUAAUGGGAGCAUACCGGAUGUCAUACGAAUAAAUAAAUAAAUAAGCGGGAAUAUGAACAAUGAUUAAGGUGAAGGGUUACUUAUCGAUAACAGGAUUGUCGAUGUUUUUUAUUUUAUCAAGCACUAACAACAUAACGUUCGUGCUAGGAAAAUCUCUAGGUAUAAUUAUGACUUAAAACUUCAUGGGAGAAAAUAGAGACCGGUAUUUCACAGCAAGUCACCAGUCCAAGUCCGUGCCACCAAUAACAGAGUUUCGCGUUACAUUACAGUCGCCAAUGUUGACGUAGACAUGUUGGUUGCGCUGGCGCUGGCGUUGCUCAGCGCUGUGUCCGCUUUCGACCCAUCGCUGUCGUUUCACUACGUGAAGUACCCUCGAGUUUUUCGUCGGAAUGAGGUUGCUUGCCAAGUCUGCUAUGGGGAGUUUGACUGUCUUAGCAUGGACCGGUGCGGCUACAGUGCAGCAGUUACUGACGUCUUGGAAGAAGUAGAUGGAAUGAAAAUCGUGAACGAUGGAUUGAAAACAAAAAUGGAUUCAAUGAUGUAUGAUUUGUUGUUGGAAGAUUCGUUAAAAGAAUACAAUAAGUGUAUUCCUCUCAUCUCAUCGUAUACAACUUGCAAUAAAGAGAAUAUUUGCCUAGGCUGCAAAUCGUGUGACUGUGACGAAUCAGGACACUGGAACUGUAGUGAAACCUCGAAGUGCAGCAACUUACAUUUGGACAUCGACCAUCGAAUAAUCACAUCGGUUGUUGAGAGCUUAAACGAUGUUAAACCAUCAAGAUACAAGAGAUCUUAUGAAGGCUCAGAAGAAUCGUCGACACGUAGCAUGUUCGAUGACCUCAUAGAUUGGAUGGGCGUCUCCAAACCAAAUGAUGUUAAAGUCAUUAACGGUAUUACUCCAAGGUCUACAACUAUUGUGACAGCUACAGCUUCAACCAAAAAUCAUACAACUGAUGACAUGAAUACCUUAGUGUUUGAUGAUAUACUAAGUAAUGACAAUUUAGAAGACUUUAUAAAGUAUUCGGGAAACGAUAUGAAUUAUGGCAGAAAAUACGAAAACAAUGAUUCGAAUCAGUUUUUAAAAAUGCUUAGGAAUAUUGAAGAAGGCAGAGAUGAUAAAUCGCCAGUAGAUAACCCUCGCCUAAAUAUAAAAUUACUUAAAGAUCUAAAAAAAUAUAUCAGAGAAAAGUCUUAUGUCAAUGAACCUUCAAAUGAUCAACCGAAUAGUAUUAAUGCUAUUUUAACCGAUAUUGAUGAUAUUGAUCCCGACAAACAGCCAUCUGAUAUUAAUUCUGUCGCUGUAGUAUUAAAAAGAAAUGUAAGAGACGUUAAUGAGACUUCAAUAGGAAAUCGAACAAAAACAAUAGAAAACCAAAAAACAAAAACAAGAAACGCGACACCAAGUUUUGACAUCAGGAAAAUAAACGUAACGUAUUCAGAAAAGGAAAUACAACACAUUAUAGAUGUUGUAACCGUAUUAAUUGGUAAUGAACGAAAAGAGAUUAAUCAUUUAAAUUACGUGAGAGAGAAUCUCCUAAAAUUACUCAAGAAAUAUCAAACGAAUUCAAGCGUUCCUGAUAUCAUACACAAGCAAAAUUCUGACGACAAUGCUAAUAAAAAUGGAAACUGGAGAGUUGAUAUGCUAAAUUUCUAUAUGAGUAAUUUGAAAAGGGAUGUGAAAGAUACAUUAAGAGAUAUUUACGCAAUUAUAAAACUUAAAAAACUAGGGGUAAAUUCUGUUGCAGAAAGGGUCUCAAAUCUUAAGCCUUUAUUAUUUGCGUUAACAUCUUAUUAUAUGAAAAACUUUAGAGAUUAUCGACAAACUGAACAUGCAAAAAAUUAUAGCAAUAUAGAUAACAGAUUUAUAAUAAAUAAUACACCAUCGAUAGAUAUUUCUUCAAUACACAAAAUGUAUGAUUCUGAACCAAAACCUCAACGAAGAGUAUUCCAGCCAAGUACUAGUAAUGUUUACCAAAUAAAGCUUAUAAAGCGAGCACUCACAAGAAUGCUGGUAAUGAUAGAUAACGACAGGCUAUCCACAAAUGCUUUAAGUCCUCUAUCAUCUAAAAUUAAGGAUAUUUUGAAGAGACUUGUCAAUAAGCAAUACGUAAAAGGUUUUGCUGAUACUCAUCCAUCAAUAAGAGAUCCAAAUUUUAAUUUAACCAAAUUGUUAACAUCCCUUGUAGAAGAAUGGCAAAACAUGUCAGUUGACAUGCAUACACUCAAUCCAUCAGAUCACCUAUAUCACAUGAAAUUAUUGCAUUUAUCUCUUUCGCAAGGAAUAGACAAAAUAAAAGAUGCUUUAGUUUGUAUCCAAUUUGGGUAUAGUCGACGAAUGAGCUUUAUUGAAGAGUACGUUGGCAAGAAUUUAAUUGCAGACAUUUCGAAGUAUUUAACCAGCAUCGAUCAACGUAUACAAAAUUUCGCUAUUAAUACAAUCGUAACAAAAGCAUUAGUACCUAAGCGAAGAGAUGAGCAAACAGGAUCCCUAUGGCAUCAUAUCAAAAACGCAUUUUCAAAUUCAAAACACGAUUUUCUAAAAUAUGUUCAAGGUAAAAUGAAGCCAAAGUCAUAUAUAGUAAAUGAUAAAGUGAGAAAAAGGGCUGAAGAAGUGAAUAAGCAAAAAUUCUUAGAAGUCAUGAAAAAAUGGCAACACAAUUUUGAUGCCUAUCGUGUCAGAAAUAAGAGAUCUAUAAAGCAGUACACAAAACGAUUAAAGAACAUUAUACCAAAGUACUUAAGAGGUAUUAAAGCAAAUAAGGCCUUAAAUGCUAAAUUUAAUGAGAAUAAACGAAUACAGGUGCGAAACAAAGGUCCAGUCAUCUAUCAGACAACAACACACCGACAAUAUCGUAAAUAUUACACACUGCCACCUGCUAAACACCAUGGCAGUGGCAUGCAUAUUCAACGCCACCCCACAGGUACCACGCGUCCCCAUCUAAAAGUAAGGACAACUAAUCGUCCUGGUACGACCCGAAAAGGGCAGAAGAAAGUUGGUAAAACUUUUAUCCAACAACAUCCUACUCUGCGACCUCAGAAAGGAAACCCCAAAAAAGGCGUUAGAACUCAACACGUUUAACACUGACCUAGACUUGAACAAUUGAAGCCAAUCCCUUCC